Owenia fusiformis is the source of this 1187-nucleotide messenger RNA. The record is from the annotation of a GenBank genome assembly. NCBI's taxonomy places the organism in Eukaryota, Metazoa, Annelida, Polychaeta, Sabellida, Oweniidae.
GUGGGAGGAACUUUCAAUGUCCUAUCUGCCGAGACAAUUGUCCCAUACCCAAUCAAGGGGCUGCUGGUCUAAAGGUGAACUUUUUUGCUAACAGUGUUUUGGAUGCAAUGAAAGGCCUUGAAGUUGCGGAAACAGAAACAAUAUGGAACUGUGCUUUAUGCUUUCAAGGGGGGAAAACCAUCCCUGCUGUGUCGCAAUGUAUGGAAUGUAAUGAGAAGUUGUGCCAAUCGUGCAGACAAGCACAUAAAAGGUCUCGUUUAUCAAAGUCUCACCUGAUACUUGACCUUACAGGUGACAGGUCCCUCGAUGCAAAAGCUGCUAUCAGUAUGCUAUCGCAACACACUCUAUACUGCCAAGAGCACACAAAUGAGCCACUGAAAUACUUCUGUAAGAAUGACCAGCAUCUUAUUUGCCAAGAUUGUUUUGCCUUCAAACAUCAAGGCCAUGAAUUAGAAAACAUUGAGAAUACAGCCAAAGUAAGUAAAGAGAAUCUGAGUUCUGUCAUUGAAUUAGGAAAACAGAGGUCAGGCAAGUACAUGGAGAUCAUCAAAACUGGUAAUACAGAAAAGGAUAGCAUUCAGGAAAACAUUGAUGCUUAUAUGGCCAAGUUGGCUAAAGAGGAAAAAGAAUUACAUGACGAAGUUGCCUCAUAUAUCAAUGGAAAGAAGGCCAGAGUAAAUAACAUUGGUGGUAGAGCAAUUAACAAUAUCAAGGCUCAAAUCACUGAGCUUGAAACUGAGAAAAAAGCAAUUGAUGACACUGUACUGCAGCUAGAGACACUGAGUCAGCAUGGUCAUGCUGCUGAUAUAGUAUACAUGGUGCCAGAGAUCAAUAGCAAGAAAAGGGCAUGGUCUACUGUACCUCAGGUCAACAUAAACCAUCAGAAAAGGGUAGGUGUUAGGCCAAGUCAAGUUAAUGAUAAAUAUCAAAUAUUAUUUGGAUCAGUGAAUUUCAUCUCUCGUGAAGAGGCAAGGAGGAGGAUUGAAGAGACAAGGAGGAGGAACAGGGGUUUCAGAGGUAUUUUCAAAUUUCUGAUGGGCACUCAAUUAAAUUUUCCAUGAUAAGCACAAGCAAAGUGAUGCUACCAAAUUCAUAGCCUAAGUAUAAGCAGUUAUUCAUAUAAUUACUGACCACUUAUAAUUGUUUAUCUCCAAUUAAAUAGUAGAAAAAGUAAAUAUUUAAAAUGU